AUGUCUCAAGCAUCUUGUAUAAAGUAUAAAAAUCCUGCACAAAAUAAUUAUUACUCGGGUGGAGUUUUAACUUAUGUUUAUAGGUGGAAAAUAACAAAAUGGAGUGAUGUUAGACCUUUUAUGGAACAUACUAGUCCUCCUUUUAAUGCUGAUAAUUUACAAUGGGUAUUUAAGUUUUAUAAAGGUCGUCAAAAGAAUCCAUUGGCGUUAUCGUUAUAUUUAGGCAUUCUAGAAACUUCUCCAGGCUGUCUUCGUGGUAUUCGUAAGAAAGUCAGUAUUAUUUUUGUAUUAGAAAACUUAAGAACUAGGGGAAUGGAUUUUGGAAAAAUGGAACUUCCUGUUUGGUUUUGUGAUAAACAUUCUACGUGGGGCGAAGAAAAUCUCAUGUCAUUGGAUGAAAUGGAUAGGUAUUUAAUAUUCGAUUUGAUAUUUUUUUAUCCUUUGGCCUUUCAACACUCAAUAAUUGACAUGCCACCACAAAUUUCAAAUUCAUUUAAUCAAUUUAUCAACUCGUCAGAAUUUUCUGAUAUUACUUUUCAUGUAUAUGAUGAAUUUUCACGAGAAAAACUUUUCUAUGCUCACAAAGUAAUCCUUGCCAACUCAUCACCGGUAUUUAAUGCAAUGUUAACAAAUGGAAUGAAAGAAACAUUCGAAGAUAAAAUCAAACUUCAUCAAACAAAUCAUUCGGCUUUCCUUACUUUAUUAAAUAUUAUUUACACGUCAAAGUUUAAGAUCAACUCAUCAUAUGAGGCUGAACAUUUACUUGUUUUGGCUGAUAGGUUUGCUAUUGCGCCUGUUAGAGAAGAAUGUCUAAGAUAUUUUCGAUUGGAAUUGAAUCUUGAUAAUGUUUGGGGAAUUUGGGCUAUUGCUGAGAAAUAUUCAUGUGCAAAAACUUCAGCUACAUGUAAAGAUUAUGUUGCCUUGUAUCUUGAUGCACUUUUGGAAAAAGAAUCUACCUUACAUGCUAAUCCAAAUAUAUUAUGUCUCGCACUUGAAAAUGAUGAAGCUAAUGUUGGUUCUGAAGAGAAGAUAUAUGAAUUAGUAGUUAAAUGGGUAACAUAUUCACCAUCAAAGAAUUCAACAAAGGUGAUAAAAACAACCUUAGAAUCUCCACCAUCCUUAUCCAAUAAUAAUAAUGAUAGUAAUGAAGAUAGUUCGACAAAUUCACAAGUUGAACCAAGUAGUAGUCAAACAAUUAAAAAUCAACCAAUCAAAUUAUUUAUGCCAUCAGAAUUACCAGAAAUUAUUGAAGGCGAUAGACUUGCCGCAUUACCUCUGUUGCUUAAAUAUAUAAGAUUUCCAUUAAUGAAUAAACGUUAUAUUCUUGAAAAGGUCGAAGGAAAUCUUACUAUAAUGGCAGCUGAGGGAAUGAAAGACUUGGUUAUUGAAGCUUAUCGAUUUUUAUUAAUGUCCGAGUUACUUGUCAAUCAUUCUACUAAUAGAACCAAACAUCGUAAAAGAAAAACAAGAGUUAUUGAUCGAUAG
Molecule: messenger RNA, 1485 nt
Organism: Entrophospora candida
Lineage: Eukaryota; Fungi; Glomeromycota; Glomeromycetes; Entrophosporales; Entrophosporaceae
Source: the annotation of a GenBank genome assembly